GCUGGGCUUCCUGUGUAUCAUUCGUCAGGAAGUAAGUUGCUUUGGAAACGAGCCUCAACAAGUUAUAGGGACUUUAUCGAGUUUUUUAACCAAAACAUCUUCCCGCUUUGUACAUUUUAGCAUUGUAACACGACAAUGGACAUUUCAGCAAUUAUUUCUGGUAUUUGUAUACCAUUUUCCUAAAAUUUUGACAAGCUUUUUCUUAUUUUCGCGCCAAAAUGGCUACUGCCCAAGAUGGCGAACACGAACGCGGAACCGGACAGUCCUCCAGUUCAGAUCUACAAAUUCCACCGAGAUAUUCAGCACUAUAUGAAGCGGCAGAGAAAGGUGAUGUGCAAGAAAUAAGCCGGYUACUUUUGCAUAAAAUGGUAGAUGUUAACGGUCGAAGUGGCGAACACGGGGCUCUACGAACGGCUCUUCACGGGGCUGCCGGCUAUGGGCACUGGAAGGCAACAAAGGCGCUCUUGAUGGCAGGUGCAGACCCUGAUUCUCGUAGUGACUUGGGCAGAACACCACUCCAUGAAGCCUGCGCUGGAGGUCAUUCCAGUGUCGUACGWGAACUACUACCUUUCAUAUCCAGUGCCGAUUCUUUGGACAGCCAUAAGCAGACAGCAGCUCAUGUUGCAGCAUUUCAUGGUGAGGUGGACUGUUUGAGACUGCUGAUUGGCCACRGCAGUGAUAUGGGGAUUGAAGACAAAGAUGGCUGUACUGUGGCACAUUURGCAGCAAUGAGAAAUCAUCCUGAUGUUAUAAGGUGCCUUUUUGAAGAGGAUGCUAACCUCAACUGCCUUGACAAACACAACCRGACGCCUGCCCACUAUGCAGCCAUGAGCAACGGUAUCAAAGUAUUAAAAGUCCUAGCACACAAUGAUAUGGAUGUUAAUAGCAAGGAUGCAGACGGCUGYGUACCUGCGCACUUAGCCGCUUUCCAUAAUAGUUUGGCAUGCCUCCAGUUUCUCAUCACGUCUGGACUGACAAAGAACGAGGCACAUGAUCGCACAGGAAGAACACUACUGCACUUGGCAUCUAUAAGUGGUGCUACAGAAUGCUUGCAUUGGCUAUUGGAACACAGAGUUAACCCUUAUGCUAGAGAUGGUUCGGCAAACAGUCCAUUACAUUACGCUGCCAAAGGAGGGCAUGCUCAAUGUAUUAGCUGUCUACUUCUUCAUAAGGCAGACAUGGACGCACAGACACCUCAAGGGCUAACUCCCCUUGACUAUGCUAAGAAAGCUGGAAAAGCAGUGCCAUUUGAAAAAGCAGUAAGCAAAGAGAUCCGUUGCUCCAUGUGUGUUGCUAAGCAACAACAGAUAGAAUACGAUUUGGCUCACCAGCCCACCCCAGUGGAGAAGAGUAUUGCUGAAAGUGAGUCAGUCAUAUUCAACUCACCUAAGAAUCUUGACACAGAAGAAUCACUUACAAGUCAUCCAUCAACAGCAAGGCCAAGGUCAUCAAAAACAAAGCAAUCACCCAAAAGACCAACAGACAAACCGCCUGUCAAUCAAGGUGCCGCAGAGCUUCCCAAGCGUGACUUGGCCACAAAGUACUUUGGAGAAUAUCUGUUUUCUUUGCCUGAGGUUUUGAAGAGUUCUUCACGAGGAUCUAGUAGAAGUUAAGACUGCAUAUCUGUUAGUAUAGGUAGGUCAAUACAAAGGGGUAGCAUUCAGGAUUAUUAUAUGGAGUUUUGAAGAGCAAAUCUGUCCCAUGAAUCUCGUAGAAGAUAAGACUUUCUUAGGGAUGCAGUAGGUCCACAAAGUCUUCCUUCCCUUGAGGGCUGCCAGGGGAGAUUGCUAGUGCUCUUGCAUGUACUUUACAAGAAAAAUAUUUUAACUAUUUGUACAUUGUUGCCCUAUAAACUAAGAAUUUGUAUGAGAAGAAAUAGUAUUUUUCAUACAGUAGCAUUCAAGUCAUUUUGCUUUCAAAMUUGCAUCUUUUGGGRCAAACUCCKUGUUGUCCUUUAAGCUAAAGAAUUGCGGGUGAAAUAAGUUCUGYAGUGUAAUYGUGGCAUUUCAAAUUUUAGAGAUAUUGUAUCUACAAAAUCGUUUAUAAGCAACACAUUUAUUUCUACACUUAAUAAAUAUAAGAAAACAGUUGAA
Exaiptasia diaphana is the source of this 2093-nucleotide messenger RNA. RefSeq names its product serine/threonine-protein phosphatase 6 regulatory ankyrin repeat subunit B. Gene Ontology annotation, molecular function: protein binding. The transcript is spliced from 7 exons. The record is from RefSeq and is a predicted model, not a curated record. The coding region runs from base 219 to 1613 and encodes 464 amino acids. Lineage: Eukaryota; Metazoa; Cnidaria; Anthozoa; Actiniaria; Aiptasiidae.